AUCCGAGAAAUGUCUUCAAAAGAGAUUGACGGACUCAGAAAAUGGGAAGUCUCUGUUAGGCCGCUCAUCUAUCUAGCUGCGGUUCGGUUCAUUCCCAAAGCGAUGGGUUCUUACUCAACAGCUGCCUUUGUGUUACAAGUUUUGCUAGCGCUGGUUCCAACCAUCACAGCACUGGAGGAAUCACACGCUUCAUCAGGAUCGCAGGCCACGAACGCUCCCGUCCAGUGUAACGUUUGCUGGAGCCUCGUAAGUGCUGCCCAGUGUCAAAACAGUUCGAAAUCCGAACCAUGCUCUCCCGAGCAGCUUGAUUCGACCGUGAGCAAGCUGCGCAUGAUUCAUCCGCAAACACCGGACGGAAGCUUACCGGCAGCGGGUCAAGUGCCGUACCGUUGCUUUACACUUUCCGCCACGGCGGGAAACGGUGAAGCGAAGCAAGUGUUCUACGCGAAAGGAUGCACAACGACCACGGCAGACCUGUGUGCUGGGUGGGCAAAAGCAAAGAGUGAAAGAGCUGCCUGUACGCUUUGCACCGGGAACAACUGCAACACUGCGGCACCGAUGGAGGUUAGUCAUAGCGCCGCAAUUAAAUUAAACAACAAAAACUGUUCUUCCUCAAAUAGCAACCGAGCUGGUGCAGUAGAUGGUUCGUUCAACUGGAUGGUAGCAAUGACAUUGCUGGGAAGUUUGUGCACUGCAAUCUUUAAACAAUGAUCUAGAAGAGCAGCUAUGUGAAUCCCAUAGCCUAUUCACUAAAGAAAAAAUGGUGAACGUUUUCGGGUGUAUGUUUGUACUGAAACCCAUUUGAAACUAAAUUAGUCUAUCUAGAAGAGAUAGUUCUAGAUCAACGUCUACUGUUACGUGCGUGUUAUGAUACAUUUUUGGAUGUUCACACUAGGGUGAGAUGACAUACGCCUCAACAUACGGCCAAAUUUGUGUAAUCCUUCUGCUAAAGUUAAGGAAUGCUGGAGAGUCAGAAAUAUUUGGACAAAAUCUUCCUUGUCAGCAAUAAUGACGUGUGGCUGACGAGCGAUCCUUGGGAAAGAAGUUGGUCCUCCAAAGUCCCAUUAAACAUUACGGAAUCCAUUUUAAGGCCAGCUUUCAAACUGCUGCACGCCAAUCAUCGUAAAAUUUGGUUGAACCAUGAGACAUAUUCAACUUUGUCUAGCAAAAUGCAGCUAUCUUUGUAGUUAUUAAGAUAGCAUCCCAUCAACACUUAACAGCGUUUUCUUAAAGAACAGUUUCAUCUUUCGCUUUCCUUCCUUAACAAAGUACGUAAAUUUAACCAAUGAGUCAAGCAUAGUUCCCUUAAACAAGUGAUGUAAAACUCAAACUUUGAUUUGCCUGGCUGGAUUCAACGGAGAAUAAAAAUCGCAUCCCGAUUGGACAAAUACAAUUAAGUAUAAAAGCCAUAUCAAACGGCAUUAAGCACGAAAACGUUAUUACGAAUAAACGAGAGAAUGAUUUCGGUUGGUGGCGUCCGGUUGAGAGGCCAAACUUUUCAUGUCUCAUAAAUCACAUAUUAAUCGCA
Messenger RNA from Anopheles stephensi (Asian malaria mosquito), 1528 nucleotides. RefSeq lists its product as uncharacterized. NCBI's taxonomy places the organism in Eukaryota, Metazoa, Arthropoda, Insecta, Diptera, Culicidae. The transcript has 2 exons. The record is from RefSeq and is a predicted model, not a curated record. Bases 10 to 711 code for a protein of 233 amino acids.